CUCGAGGCCCAUCUAAAUAUGUAGAGAUCUCAGAUCUGUGCCUCUUCGUUUCUCCGCAAGUCCCAUCGAUCCCAACACACCCAUCUAAAUAUCCCGAACGCCGCAAAACCCUAAACCCAACGCCGCCAUGGCGGAAGUCGAACCUGACCUCGAGGCCGGCGUGGCCACCGCAUCAGCGAAGGCGGCUGUAAAACCCGAGGCCGAUCCCAAGCCCGCAGCGACCGCCGCUGUGACGCCGCCGCCGCAGAAUGUGGAGGAGGGGACCCCGCGCCAGCAGUGGGCGUUCGUGCGGAACGUGUACGCCGUCAUCUUACUGCAGUACUGGCUCGCGGGGGGCAUCGUCGCCAUCACCUACUUCGUGCCCGCCGUCCCGCGCUUCUUCAAGUCCCCCCACGUCGCCGUCUAUUUCGCCAUCGUCGCCAUCGUCGCCCCCUUCGUCGCGUUAUGGCCGAUGCUCAAGUACAGGGAGAAGCACCCGGUGAAUCUGCUGUUGCUUGGCCUCGUCACGCUCUGCUUCAGCCUCAGCAUCGGCAUCAUGACCUCCAUCUUCACCAAAUUCGGUACCAUGGUUUUGCAAUCUAUGAUUCUUACAGAAGUUGCUAUGAUUAACCUCAUCAUCUACACAUUCUGGGCAGCCAUAAGAAACUACAAAGUCACCUUCCUGUUCCCCUUCCUGAUCAACCAUCUCCUCAUAUUUGUGAUCUACCUGACCAUUCAGGUCAAUUGUCCUCUGGGAAGCGCCAAUAUGACCAUAUUGGGUUGCUUGGUCACCAUGUUGUUCGUUGCGUUCAUCGUCCAUGACAUAGAAUUGCUGAUCAAGCGUCACAAAUACAAGGAGGACAUCUUUGCUGCAAUAUCACUAUACUUGGACCUCAUCAACCUGGCCAUUUCUUUUCUGUUAUCACCCACUAAAUGAUUGUUCAUCGAAUAGUUGUACAAAUGUAGCAAAUGGUUUUACAUAGUAUUACUAUUAUAUCCCCAAGAUAUAUCGGCCAAGAUGGAACUGCAUAGGGCAGUCCUAUUUGGUGGGCAACUGCAUCUGACUUUAGUGGAGAUUAUAAACACUAGUUGGUCGUUUGUUAUGUCAGAUGCUCAAGUAGUUAAUGUGGUCUCUUGUACGUUGCCAGUCAACUUAUGGGGUUUAUCCACACUGUUGUUUCUAUAUUUCAUACAGCUCUGGUGCUGAUCACCUGA
Messenger RNA from Panicum virgatum (switchgrass), 1194 nucleotides. Its product is annotated as protein LIFEGUARD 2-like. The transcript has 4 exons. The coding region runs from base 128 to 916 and encodes 262 amino acids. The record is from RefSeq and is a predicted model, not a curated record. Gene Ontology annotation, cellular component: membrane. Lineage: Eukaryota; Viridiplantae; Streptophyta; Magnoliopsida; Poales; Poaceae.